Molecule: messenger RNA, 2416 nt
Organism: Papilio xuthus (Asian swallowtail)
Lineage: Eukaryota; Metazoa; Arthropoda; Insecta; Lepidoptera; Papilionidae
Source: RefSeq, a predicted model, not a curated record
GCUGGCCAAUCACAGCCCAACACACGAUCGACGCUGCCACGUCAAAUGCGACGGUGUGAGUGUGAAUGAAGUGGCAUUUUCGGCGUUUUAUUCAGCAUCGUCGGCCGAAUUUAAACUGUAGUUGUGAUCAGGCAUUCGCAAAUUUAAGAUGCGAGUUACGUUAUUUGCAGUAGCGAUAGCCCUUUUGGGUGCCGCGUUUGCCGAUGAAAUUCCCACAGAAGAUAAUGUGCUAGUACUCAGCAAAGCCAACUUUGAAAAUGUUAUUUCUACCACUGACUUCAUUUUGGUUGAAUUCUAUGCGCCGUGGUGCGGGCAUUGCAAAUCGCUUGCGCCCGAAUAUGCCAAGGCCGCUACAAAGUUGAGUGAGGAAGAAUCUCCCAUCAAACUUGCCAAGGUUGACGCCACGCAAGAGCAGGAUCUCGCAGAAAGUUUCGGUGUAAGAGGAUAUCCCACGCUGAAAUUCUUCAAGAACGGCAACCCCAUCGAUUACACGGGUGGCAGACAAGCUGAUGAUAUUGUCGCAUGGCUGAAAAAGAAGACUGGUCCUCCAGCUGUUGAAGUUACAUCUGCAGAACAGGCCAAGGAACUGAUUGCUGCCAACAAUGUGAUCACAUUUGGUUUCUUCCCCGACCAGGCCACUGAGAAGGCAAAGGCUUUCCUCAAUGUUGCUGGCUUGGUAGAUGACCAAGUGUUUGCACUUGUCAGUGAUGAGAAACUCAUUGAAGAGUUGGAAGCUGAAGCUGGCGAUGUCGUCCUGUUCAAAAACUUUGAAGAGCCACGUGUCAAGUAUGACGCUAAAGAGCUUGAUGAAGAUCUGCUCAAGACAUGGGUGUUUGUGCAAAGUAUGCCCACUAUUGUUGAGUUCUCACAUGAAACCGCAUCCAAGAUCUUCGGUGGACAGAUCAAAUACCACCUGCUUCUCUUCCUGUCCAAGAAAAAUGGUGAUUUCGAAAAGUACCUUGAUGAUUUGAAACCUGUCGCUAAGAACUACCGCGACAAGAUCAUGGCCGUCGCUAUUGAUACUGAUGAAGAUGACCACCAGAGGAUUCUGGAGUUCUUUGGCAUGAAGAAGGAUGAGGUUCCUUCAGCCCGUCUCAUUGCUCUGGAACAGGACAUGGCCAAGUACAAACCUGCCAGCUCCGAGCUUACUGCCAACACUAUUGAGGAAUUCAUCCAAUCAUUCUUCGCUGGUACCCUGAAGCAGCACCUGCUCAGUGAGGAUCUGCCCGAGGACUGGGCAGCCAAGCCCGUCAAGGUGCUGGUGGCCACCAACUUUGAUGAGGUCGUCUUUGACACCAACAAGAAGGUCCUCGUUGAGUUCUACGCGCCAUGGUGCGGUCAUUGCAAGCAGCUGGUGCCGAUCUACGACAAGCUGGGCGAGCACUUCGCCGCAGACGAUGAUGUCGUCAUCGCCAAGAUGGACGCCACUGCUAACGAGCUGGAGCACACCAAGAUCACCUCCUUCCCAACCAUCAAACUGUACACCAAGGACAACCAGGUGCGCGAGUACAACGGCGAGCGCACGUUGGCCGGACUCACCAAGUUUGUGGAGACUAACGGUGAAGGCGCGGAGCCCACGCCCUCAGUUAGCGAAGAUGAUGAAGACAACGAGGCGCCGUCGAGGGACGAGCUGUAAAGGCGCGGCCACACUCAAGACUUCCAUAGCGUACUUUGUAUAGAUUAUAAUUAUAUUUUACACUUAAUAUUACAUUUAGAAUCGCAUUUCGUCUGCCAGGCCCUUUACUAUACGUUGUUUGUGUUCACCGUUGGUUUUCACUGUCGAAAAACAUGCGUAGACAUGUCAUAGUUGUAUGUUUAGUUUCGACAGUGGAAAUUUACAUUUAGGUUGUUUUUUGUUAGCGCAUCGCGCACAAGAAAUUUAUUAUGAGCAAAAAUCUUUAUCUAAUGAAGUUCUUUUUCUAUGUUUUGUAAUGUUUAAUACUAAAAGAAACUAAUUCCAUGUUCUCUUUAUUGAUAUUUAUCGUAAUACUCUGAUUGCAUCUGUAUGGGGAAUAAUUUAUUUGAAAUUUAAUAAUUUAUUUCACAGAGAACAUUUUAAACUUAAUGUAUGUGUAUUUAUAAUUUCUGUAUCAUGAUGGGGCGAGAUAUUUGAACAACAAUCAGUUAUUUUUUUAAUUGAUUUAUGACAUGAAAUAUUUUAAGAGACGUAAAUGCAACAAUUCGAAUUAUUUCUUUUGUAAGUUUUUUUUUAUUGAUUCGUUAAAUUUGCAUAAUUUUAGAAAGGUGCUUUUAAGUUUUAAAUACAUUUUGCAGUUCCGCUCGCGUGUAAUUCUAAAAUCAGUUUAUAUGAAUCCAGUUUUGUAAUUGUAAAUAGGAAUUUGUUGGAAAUUACCUAAAUAAUGUUGCAUGUAUCUAUUGUGGAUACAGAAAUUGAUAAAUAAAGUUAUAAAAACUA